Messenger RNA from Bombina bombina (fire-bellied toad), 2424 nucleotides. It is a transcript of the gene GPRIN3, whose product is annotated as GPRIN family member 3. The record is from RefSeq and is a predicted model, not a curated record. The coding region runs from base 31 to 2268 and encodes 745 amino acids. Lineage: Eukaryota; Metazoa; Chordata; Amphibia; Anura; Bombinatoridae. Gene Ontology annotation, cellular component: plasma membrane. Gene Ontology annotation, biological process: neuron projection development. The transcript has a single exon.
UUUAAUAGUAAUAGAAAAUAAAUCGAUUCCAUGGGGACUGUACCAGACCCUCAGGGGUCUGAAAGAACGUUACUGGUUACCACCUCUGUGGAGGAAAACUGUGCUGAACCUCAUACACCACAUUCUGAUAUUGCCCAGUACAAACAGGCAACUACAAACAAGAAUGGCAGUGUAAUUACAAUAUCAGAUUCUAAGCCUAUAGGGAUUUGCUCAUAUGAUCUAAAUUGCAGCCAAUCUAUGAAAAAUCUAGAUAGUGAAAAGAUUUCUGAGGAUGAAAAACAGGAGCCUAACAAAUCAACUGCAACUUCUCAGACUUCUAGCCAAUCAGAGAUGUUGCCUUCCUUGAAUAUGGAGGCUUUAACCAAUAAAGAGUCACUAGUCAUAGAUAAAACCGUGCAUAUGUGCCCAACUAGUGACACACAGCUACUCUCAGAAACCAUUGCAGUAUCCACUGACGUAGCUAACUUAAGUUUAUCUAGUAAAAUACCUUCAACAGAAGAUAAUUCAUUGCAUAAAGAAAACAUUGUGGUAGAAAAGACAGAAUCAGGACCGAUGCAUUUAAAAGAUGAAAUCUGCGUAAUCCCAGAAGACAUAAAUAUUAAAGCAGAUCAAAAUAAAGAAGAAAAUGUGUCCUUACUUAGCCAAAAGACAGAAACUUUGAAUAAAAUAGAAAAUAUUGCAAAUGUAUCUAAUUUUGCAAGUAGCAACACAGUACAGGAGUGUGGGGAAACAAAUCACUCCAUAAAUGUAAUAUUUCCCCAACCUGAUGAAUGUUCACAGAUAAGCCUUGCAGAAGAAAAAAUAAAUAAUGCAGAAGAACAGGAAACUGGAGAAUACACAUUAUGUAGGUUUAAGGAAAAGGGCACAAUGACAUCACAUCCUGAAAAUUUGGAUGCUGCAGUGCAAGCUGUUGUAAAUGUAGAAAAUAAAUCUGUCUCAACUAGUCCAAGUAUCUUAUCUGCAUUUCUGAAACUUAAUUCUCCAAUGCGCCGACAAAGACAGGAUCAAGUCUGUUUUAUUUAUCAAGGAAACCCUGGAAAUCCUCAAAUGGACAGGGCAAAUUUUGCACUACAGGCACAGCUUUCUCAAAACCAUUUAGCACCAAAAGUGUGCUUUCAACCUCCUGAUGCACUAGGUUCUCAGGCUCUACAGCUACACACAAAAAGCCCCCCAGAUAUGGUUAGGCCUGGCUUUCAGCACCCUGACAAGGGAAGAAAUCCACAGCUUUUGUAUCGAAAUGAGAUAGAUGGGCAAAGUUUAUGUGUCAGAGAAGGUCAUCCGGUGCCACAGAUGCAAAUGGGUAAUGCUUCUCCAAUUUUAAUGAAUGUUAAGCCUGUUUACCAAAUAAAUGCAGAAAACAGUAACCAGCCAAAACCUUGUCAGCCAUUAAAGGACAUGUAUGGAGAUCCAUCACAAUUCAGACCAGCCCAUGAAAUUAGUAACAAACCCCGACUACAUCAUUUAAGUGGAAUAGAGAACAUUCAGCUGCACAAUGUUCCCCCAGACCCUGAGAAUAUGGAAACUCUUAGUAUUCCGGGGGACAUUAGUGGUGAUAGAAAACCGUUUCAUUUUAAAAUUACAAAUGAACAAGGAUCUACACAGACUAUUAUCACUACAGAUAUAAAAAAGCCAAAGAAGGAGGAUAGACCAACACCUCUUCAUGUGGAAGUAGAGGUGAACAGUAGUAUGGGGGCUACUGGCGGCCAGGUAGAUGAAAUCCUUGAAGUUUUGGUCAAAAAGGAACAAGAUGAUAGUGAAAAUGCAAAAAGAUCCAGCAGUCUAAGCUUGCAGUCUAGACCUGCAUCUGACUUUACUCAGCAUGCAGGGCAACUAACUCCACGUUUAAGGAAGGCUAGAGAAGAGAAGAAAGAGCCAGUAGUGAUUACUCUACCUACCUCUGAACAGCUGCCUCUUGGGAAAAAGGGUGCUCAAGCAAGUUCAAGCACAGAGUCAAAAAGUCAAGUAAAACAGUCAAAGAGUGUGAAAGAUGUUGUGUGGGAUGAACAAGGCAUGACAUGGGAAGUGUAUGGUGCUUCUAUGGACCCAGAAUCAUUAGGGAUUGCUAUACAGAAUCACUUACAAAGACAAAUUAGAGAACAUGAGAAAAUGAUCAGGGCUCAGUUAAAGCAGAAUCGAAAAUCAAUUUGUUCUGAUUCUUCAGGAAAAAAGCACAAAAGAAGACAGCACAGAGUUUUCCAGGCAUUACUUAAGAACUUCAGAAGACCUAAUUGCUGUGUUCGUCCUCCGUCUACUGCAGUGUUAGACUAACUGUACACUUGUGAACUGUUCAGUUCAAUGUUUCCCAGUUCCAGUCCUUAGGGACCCAAAACAUUAGGCACUUACUGUAACCACACAUCAACACAGGUUACUCGAUUAAAAAUGACAGAGACAUUGAAUGAACAUCUGUGGUCAGGGAUCAUCUGA